This is a messenger RNA of Myripristis murdjan (pinecone soldierfish), 573 nucleotides long. Its product is annotated as MICOS complex subunit MIC10-like. Gene Ontology annotation, cellular component: MICOS complex; mitochondrial inner membrane; mitochondrion. NCBI's taxonomy places the organism in Eukaryota, Metazoa, Chordata, Actinopteri, Holocentriformes, Holocentridae. The transcript has 5 exons. Bases 174 to 401 code for a protein of 75 amino acids. The record is from RefSeq and is a predicted model, not a curated record.
AUCGAUGGAGGCAGGAGGUUCCCAGGCCUGAAAUAAUCUGUUUUCCCAAGAAGCAAUUAUUAUUUACCAAUGGGAGGACUCGGGAAAAUGCGCUGGAAACAGUCGUGACCCUGCUGAUGAGUAGAUAAACACGCUCAAGAAAGCAUGCACAUCGCGUCUUGACAGCUGAAAACAUGGCAGACGAGCACGGACGGAAAUGGGACCGCUGCCUUGCUGACACCGCCGUGAAAACAGUAACUGGCAUCAGUGUGGGCAUCGUGCUCUCAGUCCUUUUCUUCAAACGACGCACAUGGCCGGUGUCGCUUGGCUCAGGUAUGGGACUGGGCAUGGGAUAUUCCAACUGCCAGCAUGACUUCAGGUCACCGUAUCUGCUUCAUGGCAACAUGGUUAAGGACCAGUAGGGAAGGACUGAGAAUGGUGAUUUGCUGAGCCAUUCCUGUCCUUGUUUUGUGCCGUCCAUGUUCAUUGGUUUUUUUGCUGCUUAUUCUUGUCCUGGCACUACUGCCCAAGGAGAUACUCAGUGUGUAUAUCAAAGGGCAGGCAAUGUAUAUUUAAUAAAGGAAUUAUGGAGUA